This is a messenger RNA of Ceutorhynchus assimilis (cabbage seed weevil), 336 nucleotides long. The record is from the annotation of a GenBank genome assembly. Lineage: Eukaryota; Metazoa; Arthropoda; Insecta; Coleoptera; Curculionidae.
AUGCGAAAAAUUUUAAAACAGGCUUUUACACGAUUUGAAACGUACUUCAAUGCAUUGGAUCUUACGAGCAAUACGUUAAACUUAGAGGAGUUGCGCAGUAGGUUAAUCAAGGCUGAGCCUGCAUUGGAUGAAUACGAGGUUAUACAGCAAACUAUUGAACUGUUAGACGACGAUUUUGAUGUAAAUUAUGUCAGAAUUUACGAGCCUGAACGGGUGCAUGAUGAUUAUUAUGCUGACAGUGAUAAUGAUGAAUAUUCUGAAAGUGAUGCCACCAAGAGUACCAACAAAGCACUACCCCAGUCCCAUAGAAUUAGUGAUAACAAUAAUAAGUCUUAA